Hermetia illucens (black soldier fly) is the source of this 914-nucleotide messenger RNA. It is a transcript of the gene mRpL32, whose product is annotated as 39S ribosomal protein L32, mitochondrial. The record is from RefSeq and is a predicted model, not a curated record. Bases 156 to 767 code for a protein of 203 amino acids. Gene Ontology annotation, cellular component: mitochondrial large ribosomal subunit. Gene Ontology annotation, biological process: translation. Gene Ontology annotation, molecular function: structural constituent of ribosome. The transcript is spliced from 4 exons. Lineage: Eukaryota; Metazoa; Arthropoda; Insecta; Diptera; Stratiomyidae.
UGACAUUUAACUUUGCGCAAUCUGAUUGGUUGAAGGCGUUGAAGGGUUACCGUCUAAUGUCAGUGUCGGUAGUUUCUGCUUGAGAGGUGUUUUAGGUUAUUUGGUCGUAUCUCCUGAAUAAAGCAAUUCCUGCUGUCUGACAUCAAUUGAAAAUCAUGUCAAAUUACUUAAGCAUUCAGGCAGUACGUUUGCUGCAACGCAUUGAUCGUUUUUGUGCUUCAAUUUUGAGCAGAAAUUUCCCGCCACCUGAUGCAUAUUGCCUUCCUGCAGUCCAGAAUAGUCCUCUGUCGGGUGUUGUAAAUGGAGCAAAUAAGCCACAGCGGACCCUUCGUGAGAUCUGGUCGGAUGCCAUCCUGUGGGCAGUGCCCAAACAUCGACGGACAGUGGAGAAGAGGUUAAAAAGGAAGUAUGGGCGCCCAGACCAAUUCUGGAAGAUGUUGAAAGUUAACUGGAAUAUCCGGACUUGCAACAAUUGUGGGAAGGACUACGAAGCAGGAACAUUGUGCCCACAUUGCUACGAAAAAGUAAAAAAGGAAACCGAAGAAAUUCAAACCAAAAUCCAAGAGGAACUUAAACUCGACCCGGUUGAGAAGGACGUCGUAAUCCUCUACGAUGGCGAAAAGGAUGAUCGGCCUGAAAUAGUAAAUGGAAAGCGAAUCGUGGAAAUGAAAAAACCCCGGCCUAUGUGGUUCAGCAAAAAUCUUAUCCAAAAGUCUACGCAGCAAAAUACAGCAAACAAACCAAUAAAACCAGACGAUUUAGUGUAACGCCGUUAAAACUAAAUAGAAAUUUGAAAAUAGGCGAUAAUUGUUGUACUGUAUGGUGUAAAUCAGUCUCUCAAAUGGGACUUUCUUGCUAGUUAGGUAGCUGAAAUAGAUGCUAAAAUUGAAAUACAAGUAGUUGAUAUAUAUAAA